AUGUUUUUGAACAAACUUUGCCCAAAUGAUGAAGAGGAAGAAGAUCCUACUACUGAGCAACUACCUCCUGUACACCCUAUGCACAAUUCUGAGCAACAAUGGGAUCAAAUGGCUCCUGUGUUAGGUAUGAAAUUCACUAAUCCUAGUGAACUCAAACAUUGUCUUACCAACUAUGUUGUUAAGUAUGGUUAUGAUUUGUGGUAUGAAAAGAAUGAUAAAUAUAGACUUCUAGUGAAGUGUUGCAAAGGUAAAGAACCUAUAUGUCCUUUUAGGUUAUGGGCUUCUUGGAUGCAAGAGGAAAGGACUUUUUAG
This is a messenger RNA of Lactuca saligna, 312 nucleotides long. The record is from the annotation of a GenBank genome assembly. NCBI's taxonomy places the organism in Eukaryota, Viridiplantae, Streptophyta, Magnoliopsida, Asterales, Asteraceae.